AUGGGAAAUUGCUGUUCUAUUGACGAUAAUAACCAUAGCAAUCAGAAUGUCAAAGGCGCUAUAUAUCAGCAACCUCCCAUAUAUUCACAACCACCUUAUCCACAACCCAUAUAUACACAACGACCCUUACCACCCUUACCAAUAUCUGCACAGGGUCCUACUUACAAUUUUCAACACAUACAACAAACUCCUAUAUACAACAUUCCAUCACCUAGAAUAAACUCAUAUAUAAAUGAUAAUUCGCUUCAAGGUGAUUUUGGUGGUUAUUCUUCGCAAAGUCCCAUUGGUAUUUUUGGACAACCAAAUGCUUAUGACCCUCAAAAAGAAGCAGCAAAUUAUGAUGCUAGUGAUGCUGCCUCCAUAUCCUCAAUUAAUGCUGAAACCACAGUCGAAAGUCAUUGUUUUAAUUGUACUAGUAAAGUUGUGGAUAUUGAUCUCGACGGAUAUCCCAGCGAAUAUUGUAGUGAUCAAUGUCGAAAAGAUGCUUCCUAUGCCGGUUUUGCCAACCCUGUUUGCAUUCUUUGUAAAGAGUAUCCUCAGGUUACCAACUCAAAAUUUUGUGGCAAAAAACGCUGUAGAAAUCUACCAAAAUGUUAUUUAUGUAAAGUUAAAGAUGUUCAUAAAGGGUCAUUAUGGUGCUCGAAAUCGUGUAGGGAUAGAACACCUAAUUGGCAAAGUUUAACUGUUGAAAGGGCCAAUUAUAUGUGUUUGGUUUGUAAUAGAGAGUUUGCGUUAAAAGGAAGAGAUUUUUGUCGUGAUGAUUGUGAGCAGUGGGUCAAAACUAAUGUGCCAUGUCUACUUAAACUUCCGCAAAAUGCAGAAAAAUAUAAGGAUGUACUUAACCAAUUUAAAAUAGCAUGGAAGCAUCCACAUAAACGUGUUCCACAAGUUCAUUCGAUAUGGAAAAUAUAUUGCAAUAAUAUAUUGAAUAACAGAUAUAAUGCUUAUAAGGCGGAAGUUGAAAGCAUACAACAAUUAAAAGGUAAACCUUUUCCCAAAGGAGAAGGUCAGCGAACGAUGAGUGUUGGAAAUGAACAACGUAGAUUCCAUGGAACUAAAAUGAAAUGUCAAGUUGGAUUAAAGGAUAACAAAAUUUGUAUUGAUAAACAAUGUUCAGUAUGCGCCAUUAUAAGGGAAGGAUAUAAAUUAAAAUAUGUUGGCACAGGCACAAUAAGUGCGGCAUUUCAAAGAUUUGGAAGUGGGAUUUAUUUUUCUGGAACAUCAUCAAAAUCAGAUGAUUAUAAUGAAGGCUCAUUAAUAAAUUAUUUAGGAGCGAAUUAUAAAGUGAUGUUACUGAACAAAUUAGUCGUAGGCAAAGGAUACGCAUUAACUAAAGAUGCAAUGACUUUAACAAGUCCUCCCGAUGGGUAUGAUAGUGUACUUGGCGAACCAAGUACUUCCGGGAAUCUGAAUUAUGAUGAAGUCGUGGUUUAUAAAGAAGAAGCUUCUAUCCCACAAUAUUUGAUAGUUUAUGAAACUUUAUAA
Messenger RNA from Funneliformis geosporum, 1485 nucleotides. The record is from the annotation of a GenBank genome assembly. NCBI's taxonomy places the organism in Eukaryota, Fungi, Glomeromycota, Glomeromycetes, Glomerales, Glomeraceae.